AUGAAAAUUUCGUAUACAUUUUUUAUUUAUACUAUUUUUUUUUGUUUACAUAACUAUGUUUUAUGUUCUAAUUUUUGUGAAUAUGGAGAAUAUUUUAGGAAUAAUAAUUGUUUUCCUUGUGAAAAAAAUACAUAUUCGAGUUAUAAAAAUUCUGAAACAUGUUUUAAUUGUCCUCCUUCUAGUAUAAAUAGCAAGACUUCUUCAAAAUAUAUUUAUGAUUGCUUUUGUGAUAGCAAUUACUAUUUAAAUUACAUAGGUAAUAGUUGUGAUAGUUGUUUUGAUUUAUAUAAUAGUUUCUAUUGUGAAAAGAAUUUAAAUGAAUUAUAUGUAGACGAUAUAGAAGCAUUUUUAAAAAAAAAAAAAGAAUUUCUUUUUAAAAAUAUUGAUAGAUGCUUAACAAAACAAGAUAAAAAAAACAUUUAUCCUUUUAUGAAUAAUAUUUAUAUUUAUUGUAAAUCCCCAGGUGUGUGCUUGGAUACUUGUGGGAAAUGUUCAGAAUACAAUGAUGGAUUUUUAUGUAAUAAUUGCAUAGAAAAUUAUUUUAAAAAUAUAUAUUUAAAAUAUUCUAAAUGCAAGAAAUGUUAUCAUAUAUUAGUUAUUUUAUUUAUUAUUAUUAUCUAUUGUUUCAUAUUAUUUGUAUUUUUUAUCAUAUUAUUUAAAUGUAUAAAUAUUAGUCUUUACUUUUUUCAUUUCAAUAUAUAUGAAAAAGAAACAUUAUAUUUUUUACAUUACUUUCGUGAAUUUACCUUUUAUUUAUCUCUUAUUUUUAUCAUAAGCUUAUCAAAUGAUCUAACAGAAAAUGAAAGAGAGCAUUAUACUUUAUAUGAAAAAAAAAAUGAUAAAGAAUUAUAUAAUGGCAAUAUAAAAAUUCAUUAUCUUUUUAAUAUAUAUAUGCAUAAUUUGUUUUUUGAUAUAAUUAAAAUUAUCCAUUUAAAUUUCAUAAACUUCUUCAAAAUAGACUGUUUCUACUAUAAUAAAACAAAUUCUAAAAUAAAUACAAUACAAAUGUUUAUUUUUGUUUGCAUUAUUUUUAUCUUUAUUUGCUUUACCUUAUUUUGUAAUUUCACUUUUUUAUACUUAAAAAAAAAAACUGACUUAUUAAAGAAGUUUAGAAAAAAUGAAGGCGAUUUACUAAAUGAAGAUAAUUUAUUAAAUAAUUAUAACAAAAACAUAAAGAAUGAAAAGCUACAAAAAAUUAAACAUUUCUUUUUAUAUCCAAUACUUCUACCUAAUUAUGUUUUUUAUAAUUAUGUAAAUGUAAAAAAUUUUUAUUAUGAUGAUGCGGUAAACUUUUUAAAAACAUCUUUUCAAAUAUUUUAUUAUCAAUUUAUAUUUUUAACUUUAUAUAUGUGCAAUUCAAUUAUUAUUUUUAUCUUUAUGUCUUCCUAUAUUUGUAUAGGUUUAUUUAAUUACUAUACAUCUUAUUAUGAUACUACUACAGUAUGUUAUAACAAAUUUCACUUUAAAAUAACUAAAUUCAUGAUUCUACCUAUUCUUUCAUGUUUGUGUUUUUUGUUUUACAUAAUUCUUUUUAUUUACAUUUUUAUAAUUACAUACGAUUUUAGAGAUUAUUAUAAAUAUAAAUACAUGUAUGGAUUUUAUACAUUUUUAUAUAAUAAAAGUAAAUGCUAUUAUUUUAUUCUUAAAAUACUAUUUAUUAAUAUUUUAUUUUUAUUUAUAAUUCAAUUACCUGAUCAUUUAAGUUGCCUUGUUUAUAUAUCUUUCUUAUUUCUAUUUUUUAUUUCUAUAUCUCUAUUUAUUAAUCCUUUUAUUAAAAUAAAGAAUUAUAACUUGAAAAUAGAAAGCUUUUUUAUUAUGUUUUUAUUUUUUUUUAAUUUACAGUUAGAACAAAUUAGAAUAAUAACAUAUAAUAUAACUUUAAGAAUAUCUCUUUCUUUUAUUACAUUAUUUAUAUAUGCAUUCAUUUUAGUUUAUUACUUAUUUUUUAUGAUAAAAGAUGUAUAUUUAUAUUUUAGUCUUUAUUUAAAAUAUAUAAAAAUGAAAAAUUGUCCCAAUACAAAAAACAGAGAAAGUAUAAAUUAUUCAUCUACCGAUAAUUUCUUUUUUUAUUAUUAUUUAAAAAAUAAAAUGAAUAUAAAUUUAUAUUAUUUUGAUAAUAGUAAAAACAAAUUGGCUCAUGAAAAAGAUGAUGAAGUUUUUUUAGAAAGUUGUGAUGCUACUACUAUUACAUAUAAAGAAGAUUAUAGUGAGCCUUAUAAAACUUUAUCAAAAAAGGAUGAAGAUUAUAUUUAUGAUCAUUGUGUACUAAUAUCUCCUUUUAUUCCAGAAACAAUAAUUCAACUAUUAUUCAUAACAAAAAAUAUAAAUCAUAUAAUUCGUUUAAAAACAAAAAAUCAACAUAUGAAAAUAUAUAACUUUUUAUUUGAAAAUGGUUAUAUAGAAAUUCAAAAGACAUCUGUUGAUAGAUUUAUUACUAGGUCUCAAUAUAUUUACAAAAAGAUGUUCAAAGGAAAUAAUCAAAAGUUUAUAAAAGAGAUGAUAAGUAUAUUUUCAAGCAUAGUUAAAGAUCUUAAAUGUUUUAAAGAUGUAUAUGUAAGAGAAUGUAUUGCUAAAAGAAUUAAAUCUAAAUAUAAAAUAAAUGAAAUUGAUAAAAACAAAAUAAAAUAUGAUGAAAAUUAUGAACAAAAAAAUAUUAACACUUUUUUUUAUAAAUUAAGAGAUUUAAAUAAAAAUAUGGAUGGCAAAAAUCAUAUAUUUUUUCGAUUAUUCCCAAGUUUAGUUGUUCUUAAAGAUGUAUACAAAAAAAAUAAGAAAAAAUUGCACAAUUUAAAUAAUUGA
Messenger RNA from Plasmodium relictum, 2799 nucleotides. Its product is annotated as conserved Plasmodium membrane protein, unknown function. The record is from RefSeq and is a predicted model, not a curated record. The transcript is spliced from 5 exons. NCBI's taxonomy places the organism in Eukaryota, Apicomplexa, Aconoidasida, Haemosporida, Plasmodiidae. Bases 1 to 2799 code for a protein of 932 amino acids.